CAAAGUAUUUUCUCGGCUGCCAGAUACAAAGCGUUCGACUAUGUGUUUGAAAGAAGCACCAGUGUAAAAGUCAUGCAGAACAUGUUGUCACUACCAACUCCAUACAUAACCAGCGAUGAUGUGUAUCCUCACUGUGGUAAAGUUCCUUGGACUGCCUACAGGACACCAUGGAUACAAGAACAUGUGAUCUCCACCUGUAAGCUCCUUUAUAUAUUUGGGUCCAUUUACCAUGUUUUCUUCCAUAAGCCAUCGCGUUACUGUUUAUGUUCAGUCCAAUACGUAUCGUAUCGUGAAAAAUAUCCCUUUAUUAUAUUAUUCCUUUAUUCAUGUUCUAGUUACGGCAUCCCAAUCUCAACCUCCCACUCAAUCAACAAUGACCAAGAUGAGGAGGUUUGCAGACCAGAAGAGCAGGUCAGAGAUCCAUGUCAAGAUUUUGAAUUAUUUUUCAUAUGGACAAUGGCACAGAUGGAGCCUGGAAGUCAGGGACAAAAUAGCUCAAAAGACUUAGACAUCCGUCUUUCAGAGGAGCUGCUGGCCUCAGACUACUUGCCGCAGUUUAGAAGCCAGUUACCCACACUGAAAGCCAAACUGUCCAGACUCAGUAACCUUCCUGUGUUGGAUCCAUUACUGAGAUUAUUAACAAACACUACAUCUGAGGUCAAAGAGUUAAGUGGCUGUGCUGCCUAUGAAAUCACACCUGACAAGUUCAACGUUGACACAAGGUCACAUGAUGCUGUUGUAGCUCAUGAAGAGUUUGUUAAAGAACCACUUCUUAAGGAAGAGUCCCUGCUGUUACCUGUUGUAGUGGACACUUUUAAAAUGACCAUAGAAAGUUUAACGUCCUAUUCAAGCUUUUGCUGUCACUUUGAUGUUGCUUCAGUACCGAUGGAGGAACAACCUCCAGUUAUGGAUGUUCUUCGUAAAGAUACAUCACCUGCAGUAGACAUUUUCCCGUUUGAUUUUACAGCGGACUGCAGUGACGAAUGCACGAUUGAGAAUUCCCUAAUGGAAACAGACAUAAUUGAACAUCAGGGACUUCCAUCAGAAAUGGAAUUAGAUGAGACAUUGGCUCUGACUCCUAAGAUCAGUCGCUCUCAGCUCAGUCCGAUAAUCUCUGACCUCAGGAAGGAAGAGCUGUCACCACUGUGUUCAGGCUAUCUGCUGACAGCAAGUGCUCAAGAGGACAUGGAGAGAACACUCUGGAACUCAGAGAAGCAUCCAACAUUUGUGGUUGGACUUCUGUUGGCAGAGCCUCAUACACUGGACCAACCUGCCGAAUACAAGCCUUGGUCUGAAGCCUUAAAAAUAAUAAACUCAGAAAGACAAAUAUUUGAAACUUCAAAUCGAGGACUAAUCAAGUCACAGACGACAGAAGACGCACAAGUUCCCCUGGACAACACACAUGACUUCACAGAGACUCUAAUGUCGGGGUUUCCCACCGUAGACGUGAUGAAGGUCGAGGAAUUUGAAAACCUGUCACAUGAUCAUGACCAGUUCGGAUCCAUCCUGAUGAGUCCAGCAAUUAUUCCUCCAUCACAGACAGAGGAAGUGUCUGUGCUUGAAGUCAAAACCUCAGUGGAUACUGUGGUACAGAGAGAAUUUUCUGUCGACACAACCAUGACACAACACACCAACAGAGAAGAAGAAAAGGCGAAGACUGCUGACAACACGUCCACCAAGGAUCAUCAUCUUAAAUUGAAGUUCUCAGUCAUCACAGCUUUGACUGAUGGGAAUGACACCAGGAAGGAGCAGAGUUCCCUCCCUAUGAAACACACUGUGUCCUCCGUACAGAAUGUGAGGGACAGUCACAGACACCAGAUGACUAACAAAAGUCCUCAGGAGCAGGACCUCGACCCUCUGUCCUCCUUCAUAGUGCUAAGAUCCCAGCAGACAACUUCAGGUUCACCAUCACCCAAGAGUUCUAGGAGCACUACAGCCCCAAAGAAGGUCCAGGAAACCCCCACAUCUGAACUGGAGCCCAUCCCAGAAACAGAACCAAGAUCAAAGAGAGGACCAGCCUACAUUAGUGGUGCUGUGUCAGGAAUUGCCACUAGAGUGCAGCAGGUGACGGGUCAGUGGAGAGUGGUCAGUCAUACUGACAGUCAGUCAGACUGUCAGGAGAGGCCAGAGGGCAGAGUAAUACAGGUCCAAGCUACAGAAACUCAGCAGAGGGCGUACUCUGAAUUGUUUGCUGUGGCUCAGCCUUGUCUGAACUGUGCCAGAGAGAUUGGUCUCAAACUCCCUGUAGGUGGAGAUUUCCACAAACUCGCCCCCGACCAAACACAUUUCCUACUCAAACAGCAGGAAAAGGCUGUCUGUGGAGUGAAGGAACCAGAGCCAGCAGGUCAGGAGCUUCUCAGACAGACAGCCUUGAUUCAUAUACUGGUGACAUCCAAGGAGCUGCUGCUGAAGUGCAGUAUCAGUACUGCAGUAGCCUACCUGAUUAGGGCAGUGGAGACCAGUUCAGAACAGUGUCUUGGGUCACUGAUGAAGAGGCUACAGAUCCUCCUCUUCCUUAGUAUCAAACACCAGGAGCCAGAUCUGAAGCUGCAGAAGCUCCAGCAGCUGCUGACUUCAUGGCUGUACAGUAGGAAGGAGAAGGACAGAGCAGACAAAAUUCUUGUCUUACUGUCGGUGGACUCUGAUGACGGCAGAACUAAAAUCAUCAACAGCAUGAACCAAGUUGCUGCUGUGACUUCAUUGAGUCCCAAGGAAAACAAAAAAACAGUGAAUGGUGCCAGUGUGGUCAGCAGUGUGUGUGACAGUGUGUGUGCUGUGGUGUAUGAGCAGCACAUCGGUCCAGAUUUCCCCUGGAACAGUUUCUCUCUGGUGGUGGAGUACAAUCAUCCAGGCCAGUCUCCGUGGUCCACGGUCUGCAGAGACAAAAUCAUCGGUCACAUUAGCUUUAACACCAGCAUUACUGACACAGGUCUGCUGCCACUCUGUGCUCAUGUGUACAAAAAGGCUCUUAAUCUACACUUAAUCUAUACUCUUAUUUGCCUCAAAGAGAACCUGACAUGUCUGGAAGACAAAGUCCCAUAUGUGCUGGUUGUGACAGAGGAGCUUCUGAACUCCCCACUGCUGCUACAGACACUGGAGACAGAGUUUAACAUAACAGUGUUGGAGCGGAGCCACUCCCCAUCUUUACAGAUACUCGGUGGGACGCAGUACUACUGUGUGAUCACAGUGGAUGAAAGUACUGCUAUAAUUAUUCAGGACGAGAUUGAACUCCAUCAGGAAAGAGCCAGUGAGCGACUGGUGACCAGACUGAUCGCCGUGUCUCUUCAGUACAGCUGCUGUUGGCUCAUCCUGCUCUGUCCAGACCUUCAGGACGGAGGACUUCAGGGUGGGGCAUUCAACAACUUGGUUUUACUUUAUUCAUCUCUAGGGCUGUUUGAGAAGAAGUCCAGAGAUCUGCAGGUCAAGGUCCUUAUAGUGUCAGAGAUUUUGGAAAUUGCCAAGUGGAUCAGUCACAUCUGCUUCAGCAGCCUGAUGUGCAGUGACAGAGACGUGGUCAGCUACCUGGACAGAGACUGGCUGAGUGUGAUGAUGUCACAGGAGGAAAUGUGUCUGUUAAAAUUCCCAUGUAUUAACCCUCUGGUUGGUCAGCUCAUGUUGAAGAGAGCCCCAUCAUUUCAGUGGCUGUUUGGAGCCUCCCUGCCUGAGCUGAAGGAGCUCCUCCCUGAGGUGUCACAUAAAGUCAUCAAGCUCUUCACUGACAUCACCUGCCUGUACACACAGACCACGGAUUUCAACAGGGCAGAGUCAGGGACUCAGGGAGUCGUACCAGAGAGCAGUCAACACACUCCAUUCCCUGCGUCCCUCUCCUGCCCUCACCCUGACCCCAUCUCUGACCCUUGCACCACCAGCUUCCUGUUUGGGACUGAAAGUACAGAGAGCGACUUCACUGAACGAGAACCAGAGCUGAGUGUACAGGCUGAAGACUUUAAUGUCAAACUGGACUUGAAUUCCUUUGGCAGCUCGGAUGUUUUCCUGAGGUCUGGUACAGAGGCAGGGGAAGAAGAGGUGACAUUUUCUGGUUGGAGGAGCAGGAGUGGAGCAGUGGGGAGAGUUGUCAGCAGAGCAGCUGAGAAGUGGACACCCAGGCCUCUACCAGAGCACGGGACCAGCAGCUGCUUUAACACCAUGGACGACUGUCAAUUCAAACUGGACACCACCUUUAGGCACAGCCCGGUCCUGCAGCAACACACAAAGGUCAACACUCAGAUGUCCAUGUUCUCUUUAACUGUAAGAAACUUCUACGACCAUCCUGACCUGAGUCCUAUGACAGACAUCUCUCUGUGGGGCCGAAGGGAAAGUGGCAGCUUGAAUGGAGUCUCAUCCCAGUAUGGAUCCACUUGUUGGAUAGGAGGAGAGAGGAAGAGGAGCGGAGAGGCAGCAGGGCAUGUUGGAACAGCGUUGAUGCCACUGAAGAUGGGGAGACUGAGCUAUGAGCGGGUUCCAGGCAGAAGUGAUGGACAGACAAGGCUCAAAUUAUUAUAAAAAAAUAAAAGUUUGACUGUAAAAAAAA
Molecule: messenger RNA, 4531 nt
Organism: Cynoglossus semilaevis (tongue sole)
Lineage: Eukaryota; Metazoa; Chordata; Actinopteri; Pleuronectiformes; Cynoglossidae
Gene: shoc1
Product: shortage in chiasmata 1
Exons: 26
Biological process (GO): resolution of meiotic recombination intermediates
Cellular component (GO): condensed nuclear chromosome
Molecular function (GO): ATP hydrolysis activity; single-stranded DNA binding
Source: RefSeq, a predicted model, not a curated record